Messenger RNA from Nymphaea colorata (pocket water lily), 2111 nucleotides. RefSeq names its product RNA polymerase sigma factor sigB. Bases 172 to 1911 code for a protein of 579 amino acids. Gene Ontology annotation, biological process: DNA-templated transcription initiation; regulation of DNA-templated transcription. Lineage: Eukaryota; Viridiplantae; Streptophyta; Magnoliopsida; Nymphaeales; Nymphaeaceae. The record is from RefSeq and is a predicted model, not a curated record. Gene Ontology annotation, molecular function: DNA-binding transcription factor activity. The transcript is spliced from 7 exons.
GCAAAAGAGGGCGGGGUGCCGUUCGGACACAGGUGCCGACGCGCCGUUCCUCUCCUCGCUCUUUCCCCUUAUCCAUAUCUUCACUCCCGAGUCCUCCGCGCUCGCUCUCUCUUCUCUCUCUCUCUCUCUUCCUCUCUCCCUCUCUCUGUGCGUGUGGAUUGAAGAGAGAGCAUGGCGUGCUUUGUGCCACAGCUCAUGCGACUUUCCGACGCUCAUUCCGUUCAUUUGAGGACGCACCACCACAGCCACCAACAUCAUCAACACCACCAGCAUCACCAUUCAUACUUAAAAACUAGAGAGGCUGUAUGUUUCCGAGGGCAGUGUAUGUCAUCCUCUACAGCGGCAGUGAUUGAUGUACAGAAGCUGCAAAUUCCAACUCUGGAUUCUCAUGCAACCUCAUUACAGACGAUUGGAUCAUUGCCAUAUAUUGGAGCUGUUGGUCCUCCUGGGAAGAUUGGUUUUCAGGAAGAUCUAACGGCUGAAAUAUUACUUAGAAGUGAUGAGGCAGCAAUAGAAGCUGCUGCCGCGGAGGCUGUCGCUCUUGCCAAAGCUGCUCUAGAUGUUGCCAAAGAUGCUGCUUCAAUGGCUGGUGACUUUCAAUCUACAAAAUCAACAAAACCUGGAAAAGGGAACUUGGAGGCUGAACUUCUUAGGAUGGAGAUGGAUAGGCUUACAGAACUGGAAGAAGUUGAUUCUGCAGAUAUUCCAGCUACAGAUGAGAAGACAAGAACUGAGAAGCAGAAUCUAUCGUUGGAUGAUUCUGAUGAUUUAAAUAAUUCAGACUUUGAUGAAGAGUUUUACUGUUCUCAGACACAUCUUAAAAGCAUUGCGGUGAGAUCAGGACGUCAAACUGAAAGACGGGCUCGGAGAGCAAAGGCAGCUGAAAAGACUGCUGUUAAUGCUAGUUUUUUCAAGUUUGGGUCCGUGGGAAAGAAAAAGCAUGCUGCUUUACAGGAUAUCGAUUACUCUGAUCCACUACGUUACUUGAGAGCCACGACAAACUCAGCAAAACUGCUCACAGCAACUGAAGAGCAGGAGCUUUCAGAGGCAAUACAGGAUCUGCUAAAAUUGGAAAGGCUUAAGGUAGAACUUGCAGAUCAAUAUGGACAGGAGCCCACAUUUGCUCAGUGGGCUGCUGCGGCUGGGCUGAAUCAGAAAACUCUGCGGCAUCGUCUAAAUUAUGGGACUUUAUGCAAGGAUAAAAUGAUAAAAAGCAAUAUACGGCUAGUAAUAUCAAUUGCAAAAAAUUAUCAAGGAGCUGGAAUGAACCUUCAGGAUCUAGUACAGGAAGGAUGUCGUGGUCUUGUACGUGGCGCAGAAAAAUUUGAUGCUUCCAAAGGUUUCAAGUUUUCAACAUAUGCACACUGGUGGAUUAAGCAGGCAGUUCGGAAAUCUCUAUCCGAUCAGUCUCGGACCAUCCGUUUACCUUUUCAUAUGGUCGAAGCAACGUAUCGAGUCAGGGAGGCAAAAAAACAGCUGUACAAUGAGAAUGGCAGACAUCCCGACAAUGAAGAGGUUGCUGAGGCAGCAGGGUUGUCGAUGAAGAGGCUUACUGCGGUCAUGCUAACACCAAAGGCCCCAAGAUCACUGGAUCAAAAGAUUGGGAUUAAUCAGAAUCUGAAACCCUCGGAUGUGAUUUCGGAUCCAGAUGCAGAGACAUCAGAAGAGGUGUUGAUCAAGCAAUUUAUGAAGCAGGAUCUUGAGAAAGUUCUUGACAGCCUUACUCCAAGGGAGAAAAAGGUGAUAAGAUGGAGAUUUGGUCUUGAAGAUGGCAGGAUGAAGACUUUGCAAGAGAUUGGAGAGCUUAUGGGUGUCAGUAGAGAAAGAAUUAGGCAGAUUGAAUCAUGUGCGUUUAGAAAAUUGAAGAAUAAGCGAAGAACCAAGCAUCUGAAGCAAUAUGUUAUGUCUUAGUCAUAUAUAUAUUCAGAAUCUAUGCUGGUGCAAUUUAAGCCCUGAAAGCCUCGUUUCUCUACCUCUAUAUAGCAGCAAUUUUCUAUGCUUAUCCUUUCUCUUUUUGUCUUUGUAAUUUAUUUACAAAAUUGGUUGUACAGGGUCAAAAAUUCUUUAUGAACAUUGAUUAUUUGAAAAAAAUAAUCGUCAUCUUAUUCCUA